AUGGUCGUCUGGGCAGUAGACGUCCUGCCCUUUCCUCUGACGCUCCCAGACGCCAUCGCCAAAGCCACCACGCACCGCCAGCUGCAGAACAUCUCUCACAUGGGGCAAGAUUUCUGGAGUUCCCCAAAUGCCGCAGAAGUCCAGAACGGCCCGGUGGAGCAGGGCCCGUCCCAGAGCCUGAAGAGCGUGACCCAGGACUGGAGCCUAAACAUGGCCCGGGGCAGACAGGGCAAACUGUGCUUCAUCAACCCUCUCUUCCUGCAGAUGGAGGUCCUGAAGCAGCAGCAGCAGCAGCAGCUCUCAAACCACAGCGCCUCCAACAAGCGGCACAGGUUCAAACGCAGCAUGAGACUGAGACUGUCCGAGUCCUCCAUGAAUCUGUCUCUGGAAGGAGGCUCCUUCUCUCCCCCAGUGUCCCAGGACCAGGACGGAGCAGAGGGGCUGCAGAAGACCAACCCACAGAGGAGGCUCCACGCUGGGGCCGGAGUGCUGAGGAGGACCCCUGCUGUGUCCCCUGGCUCUGUGGAGGAGGACGAUAUGAUGGCUGCUCCCACCGCACAAGCAGGUGAGGACACGCCCACCCCUCCCCCCUCCGCUCCAGUGGGACAGUCCAGCACCGAGGUCUCUGCUCUGGCCUUGGAGAGACGUCCCGCUCCCUCUCUGGCAGACCUGGACAGCAGCAGCUCCUUCAGCAGCAUGGACUCCGACUCGGACUCUGAAAUCGCGUCACAAUCUCAGUCCCAGAGCUCACAGCGCCCCCCUCUGGUGCGCUCCAGAGGCCGCGGCGGGAUGCACCGGAUGAGCGAGGCGUUCGUCUGCUUCUUCGCCCCGGAUAAGCGCCUAACCCGGCUGGUGGAGGAGCUGUCCCGGGAUCGGCGGUCCACGUUCGGGGGAAUGGUGCAGGAUUUUCUUCUGACUCAAAGAGAGGCCUUGAAAUCCCUGGCCUCGGCCUCGGCUCCGGGCGUGACGUCGGUGCAGCUUCUCCAGGGCCUCAGGAUGUUUCUGUCCCAGGCCAAGUGCUGCUUACUGGACAGUGGAGAGCUGGAGCCGCCCAUCGAGACGCUGGUGCCGGAGAAUGAAAUGGACCUGGCCUUGGAGAGAGCCAUGUUUGUCACUAAUGUCCACUCUCUGUCCUCUGUAGACCUGGCCCUGGAGAGAGCCAUGUUUUCCUGUGUGCUCCGCCCUCUGCGCUCACACCUGGAGAAGGCUCUGGUGACGCUGCACGACCAGGACGGCUCGAGCCAGCGCCUGUCCCAGAACAUGGUGCGGCUGAAGGGGGACGGAGCCAUGGCCAAGCUGGGGGUGCGCACUGGGGUCCCGGACAGCAGAGAGGUGGAGCGGCUCAGGCUGAAGCUGAGUGUGAUGCACCGGACUCACUCGCCCAUAGACAAAGUGCUGCUCCUUCUGCAGAUCUGCAAAUGUGUGCACAAGGCCAUGGGGGUCCCGCACGGACAGGAAGUGAGCUGGGAGGACUUCCUGCCCUCGCUGUCAUACGUCAUUGUUGAAUGUAACCGGCCUCAGCUCCUGCUGGACGUGGAGUUCAUGAUGGAGCUGCUGGAACCCUCGUGGCUCGGAGGAGAAGGGGGCUACUACCUGACGAGUGUGUUCUCCAGCAUGUGCCUGAUCCAGAGCUGGGACCGAGAGAGACCACAAGGGGGCUUCAUGACGCCCCAGGCCCAGGAGGCGCUGCAGGAGUGGAGCAGCCGCCGCAGCAGAGAGGCCCAGAGGCACAAGGAGAACCAGCACAGCCAGAGGUGUGUUCGGAUACUCUUCCAGGACGGGGAUCGGAGCGCAGUGCGGACCUUACAGUGGCGGGCGGGGGAGACGAGCCAGGCGCUGGCCCAGCUCUGCGCUUCCACUUUUGAGGUGUCCGACCCUCAGCAGUACACCCUGUUCUGGAGGAGUGGAGGCGAGAUGAGAGCCCUGCCGCCCCAGGCCCAGCCACAGGACCUGGCCAGCCACAGCGAGGGCGGGCCGUCUCUGUCCUACCUGCGCACUGACCACGACUUCAGCAAGAUGCGCCGGCUCACCAGAGGGGGCGCUGUGGACCUGAGCGAAUCUGUGUGUGAGGAGUGA
Knipowitschia caucasica is the source of this 2076-nucleotide messenger RNA. The record is from the annotation of a GenBank genome assembly. NCBI's taxonomy places the organism in Eukaryota, Metazoa, Chordata, Actinopteri, Gobiiformes, Gobiidae.